This is a messenger RNA of Phytophthora sojae, 882 nucleotides long. RefSeq lists its product as hypothetical. Bases 1 to 882 code for a protein of 293 amino acids. The record is from RefSeq and is a predicted model, not a curated record. The transcript is spliced from 5 exons. NCBI's taxonomy places the organism in Eukaryota, Oomycota, Peronosporomycetes, Peronosporales, Peronosporaceae.
AUGCUCAUUGACCGCAUGGCUGCCACACUGGCUGACGAAGCCGCGGAGAAGACAGCGCAAGCAAAGAAGGCGAAGCCAGCGAAGAAGGCCCCUGCAAAGGGGAAGGACAAGAUGACGAAGAAGCGGAUGGCUGAGAUCGCCCGAGAGGAGAAGAAGGCGAAAGAAGCUAGGGCGGUGGCUCGUGCUGAAGCCGCUGCUCUUCAGCGUUCUGCUGAAAAGAAGAAGCAGAGGGAUCGCAUUGCACAGGAAGAGCGCGAAGGACACGACGCGCGUCAACGAGCCUUAGCUGACUUGAAGAAGAAGAGGGCGGAGGAUGCGUCGAGAAAGCAGACGGCUUCCUCAGGGCACUCUACGCCAGGCAAGCGGAAGCCGCUCACAAGCUCCGCUGCAUCCAAGAAGCAGAAGAAGACCAAUAAGCUGAAGAAGACCAGUCCACACGUGCAGAAUGUUGACGACGAGGCUGAUGACGAGAGCUUGCAGGAGAACUCAGGUGCAUACCCGUGUGAAUCCGCGCAUGGCAGUACGUCCCCGACGGGCCCAGCAUCUCCAGUGGAUGAGUCGUUGCAGUCAACGCCAGCACGCCAAGUGUCAAGGACGCUUAGUAUGGACUCUACGGAUUCGGCGACAGCAAAUGCAGCGAGCCAAGCUGAAGAGGGGCCGAUGAAGCUUCAGGUGGAGGAUUGGUACUUUGACACGGACCUGGUCGCCGAGUUGGAGGCCGAACUUGAGCUUCGCGAGUCUGCGAAAGCAGAGACGGUCGAAUCCGCGACGGAGGCUGCAUUAUCCGAUAGCGAUGACGCUUUCGAUGGUGUAGCUCUGCUCGCGCGUCAAAGAGCCCGAGAGAGACGCGAGUUAGCCUCAGAGCUGCCAAGGCGACAUUGA